GCCAUGAGGUCCAUCCUGCCCCUGGGGUUGAUCGCCACCGCCCUGGCCGUUGCUCCUCUCCGCUUUGACAGGGAGAAGGUACUCCGUGUGAUUCCCCAGGAUGAAAAACAAACCAAUGUCAUCAAGCAUUUGGCCCAAACCAAUGAGCUUGACUUCUGGUACCCAGACGCCCCCCACCACGUAACCGCUAACAUGACAGUGGACUUCCGAGUGAGUGAGAAGGGAUUCCAGUCCGUCCAGUCUGCCUUGGAUCAAAGUAACAUGCACUAUGAAAUCCUGAUACGUGAUGUGCAGGAAGAGAUUGAGAAACAGUUUGAUGUUAAAGAAGAUACGACAGGCAGGCACAGUUAUGCAAAAUACAACAACUGGGACAAGAUUGUAGCUUGGACUGAAAAAAUGGUGGGAAAACGUCCUGACGUGGUCUCUCGGAUUAAAAUUGGAUCCACAGUUGAAGAUAAUCCACUGUAUGUUCUCAAGAUCGGGAAGGAAAAUGAGAGAAGGGCUAUUUUCAUGGACUGUGGCAUCCAUGCACGAGAGUGGGUUUCCCCAGCAUUCUGCCAGUGGUUUGUCUACCAGGCAACAAAAAGUUAUGGAAAAAACAAAAUUAUGACCAAACUCUUGGACCGAAUGAAUUUUUAUGUUCUACCUGUGUUCAACGUAGAUGGGUAUAUUUGGUCAUGGACACAGAACCGCAUGUGGAGGAAAAAUCGCUCCAAACACCCAAACUCCACCUGCAUCGGCACUGACCUCAACAGGAAUUUCAAUGCUUCGUGGAGCUCUUCUCCGAGCACCAACCACCCAUGUAUGGAUACCUAUCGGGGCCCUGCACCAGAGUCUGAGAAAGAGACAAAAGCUGUCGCUGACUUCAUUCAAAGCCACCUGACGUCAAUCAAGGCUUAUAUCACCUUCCAUUCCUACUCCCAGAUGCUGCUGUUUCCCUAUGGCUACACAUCAAAACUGCCACCCAACUAUAAGGACCUGGUCAAAGUCGCCAAGAUCGGCACUGAAGCUCUGUCAACUCAAUACGAAACCCGCUACAUUUAUGGCCCAAUAGCAUCAACAAUUUACCCUACAUCAGGCUCUUCCUUAGAUUGGGCUUACAACCUUGGCAUUAAACAUACCUUCGCCUUUGAGCUCCGAGAUCAAGGCAGGUUCGGGUUUCUUCUUCCAGAAUCCCGCAUAAAGCCAACCUGCAAAGAGACCAUGCUCGCUGUCAAGUUCAUUGCCAAGUACAUCCUCAAGCACACGACCUAA
Messenger RNA from Castor canadensis (American beaver), 1254 nucleotides. It is a transcript of the gene Cpa3, whose product is annotated as carboxypeptidase A3. NCBI's taxonomy places the organism in Eukaryota, Metazoa, Chordata, Mammalia, Rodentia, Castoridae. The record is from RefSeq and is a predicted model, not a curated record. Gene Ontology annotation, molecular function: metallocarboxypeptidase activity; zinc ion binding. Gene Ontology annotation, biological process: proteolysis.